AUCUUCUGACAUGAAGGACUGAUAGGUUUGCAACGUUUGCUUUGUCACUUCCAGUGUCGACAGCCUCAAGACAAGAAAAUAUGACAAGGCUUAUCUCGCCCUCGGAUUCACUAGUACAAUGAAUGAGUCAUUUUUAUUUACACACACCGCGGCUGUCAGAAUGGCUGCCAUGGCCAUGAGGAAGAGGCAAGGAGCGGACUCCCUGACAAGGAGAGCGGCCUCCAUGGCCAUGACAGGUUCGAGGAUGUAACACUGUUCGAGGCAGGCAUUAAUGUGGGCUCGGGGUCCAUGAUAGGCAAAGUGGCCAUGACGAGGAACUCCGAAGCGAACUCUGGAAGUUGUUCCAGGGCUGGUGCAAACUCCAAACUGAGCUCCGGGGAUGGUGCGGACAAUGGACUGAGCUCCGUGGCUGGUGUGGACAAUAGACUGAGCUCUGAGUCUGGUGCGGACAAUGGACUGAGCUCCAAGUAUGGUGUAGACAAUGGACUGAGUUCUGAGGGUGGUGUGGACAAUGGACUGAGCUCCAAGGAUGGUGUGGACAAUGGACUGAGCUCCAAGGCUGGUGCGGACAAUGGACUGAGCUCUGAGUCUGGUGCGGACAAUGGACUGAGCUCUGAGGGUGGUGUGGACAAUGGACUGAACUCCGAGUCUGGUGCGGACAACGGACUGAGCUCUGAGGCUGGUACGGACAAUGGACUGAGCUCAGGCUCUUGUGUGGACUCCAGAGCUUCGGGGAGGACUGGGGUAAAUACACACAGCACUAGGAGUAUAGUAAUUCAUUGUGGAUGUUCUAGAUAGAAUGGGAAGAGACUAGUAAGGCUGUGAUGACUCUGGACUGACAGGGUAGCAAUCUUCCUUAAGUUCACCCACCAUAAAGGAGGAGCCAUCUAAUAGAAGGGCAAAGGAAAUGUAAUUGGCUAAGGACUUGGAGGUGUUUCUACAUGUCAGAUGUUCGAUUACAGUAUAUCGCUGAGGUGAUGGGGGUCAGGUGUGGUGAUAAUUAGUCCAGGAGUUGGAUUAGCUGAAAGGAAGAUGACUGGGUGUGGCUGGGAUAUGACAGUAAGCCUAGAAUAAUGAUUUAUAUUCAGAGCUGUCAGAUCUGAUUUGGUGGGAAAAUUCAUGCAACUGUCAUUUAUAUCAUUGAAUGUUUCAUCAAGGUUUUAUUUAUAUAGCACAUUUAAAAACAGCAAGUAUGGCUCACCAAAGUGCUGAACAAAAACAUAAAACGAAGGAAAAAAAGCACAAAUACAUUCACAACAGACACUCAUACUGAAUUAAAAGCUACGGAAAAAAAGAUAUGUUUUAAGACAAUAUUUAAAAAUAGUUAGAGACUGUGCCGAUCUGAUAUAGGCCGGGAUACUGUUCCACAGCCUAGGGUCGGCAAUAGCAAAGGCUCUAUCAUCUCUAUGCUUUAAUCGCGAUCUGGGUACACAGAGAAUUCUCUUAUCACCAGAUCUCAGAUUUUGUGUGGAUUGUAGGGGUGGAGUAGCUCAGACCAAAAAAAAACAACAGCAGAUCUAUCAGCAAGACAUAUGUACUGCUGCUGCUCCGAAGAGCCAUGAGAAUCACAUAUUUGCUAUAUCUAGCUUUGCCGAAUGGCUUAAUAUCUAGUGGCUUGACUUGUGUGUAUCUUGGCUAUCGAAGCCCAGCAUUAUUUAACCACUGACUUAAGUAAUGUGUGCUUGUGUAACAGAGGCCAGCUAGUAGUCGCCGUGCGAGUAAACCUCACUCCUCUGAUCUCAAGAGAUGCUCUAGCGACUAACGCUAGGGGUUGCAGGCUUUAACCUCCUAGUUAGAGCAUCCGACUCUCAUGCCAGAGACCCGGGUUCGAGGCCCAUGCAGAGCGGGGCAAGUAGGACCUGGGUGAGGUGUUACAUUGGUGCCUUGACCCGGAUGGAAGUGAGGUUUAGGGAGGUGAGUGUAAC
This is a messenger RNA of Megalobrama amblycephala (Wuchang bream), 1925 nucleotides long. Its product is annotated as hyphally regulated cell wall protein 3. Lineage: Eukaryota; Metazoa; Chordata; Actinopteri; Cypriniformes; Xenocyprididae. Bases 289 to 798 code for a protein of 169 amino acids. The transcript has 2 exons. The record is from RefSeq and is a predicted model, not a curated record.